AUGGGCGCGGAGGAGGCAGGCAGCGAUACGAGUGCCGCACCCGCAUUCGCAUCCUCAAGUUCGGUACCGGGUGCUAGUCAGUUCAAAAUGACGGCAGGCACGCCAACGGAGCAUGCAGUCAUUUCCGUCUUUGAUCUAUUUUCCAUCGGUAUCGGGCCAUCCUCCUCUCACACGCUAGGCCCUAUGCGAGCAGGAGCCAUCUUUGCUACCGAACUGCAAAGUGCCGGGCUGCUCGAGCGCGUUCACAGGCUUCAAAUACACCUGUAUGGAAGUUUGGCAGCGACUGGCGAAGGGCAUUAUACGCCCAGAGCUUUGCUGCUCGGCAUCGAAGGUGUCGAUGCAGAGACUGUGGACACUGCCUGGGCACCCAAAAGGUAUCAAGAGAUUCUGGAUCACAAGCAAUUAUGCAUCGGACAGCAUCUGGCAAGCUCAAAGCAGCGAGCAGCAGCAGCAGCAGCAGCAGCAGCAGCGAAGAUGACGGAUGAAGCGCGCUCUGAUCCUGCUGGUCAGACCAUCGCUUUCGACUACAAGACCGAUCUCAAGUGGAUGUGGGGCGAAGUUUUGCCCAUGCAUUCCAAUGGACUCAGAUUGACAGUGUUUGAUGAAGCUGGAGAUAUGCUCGCCACGAAUGAUUUCGCUUCUGUAGGAGGAGGCUUCGUCAUUAAUGGAGCGAUGAGCGUCGCCCCUUCUUCCAAGAGCGCAAAUGUGACAACAUCCGACGAAGCAUCAACAGGGAACGCUGCUCUGCAAAGUGCAGAUCCGCAGAAUUUCUCACCUGUACCGUCAGCUGCGCCCGCAUCGCACCCUGUCGAUCUUGCAGAAAAUCUGUUCUACAAGGGAAUUGACAGACGAAAAGCAGAAGCGGCACGAAGACUCGGCGCGGAAGCUCAUCGCGAGGGGUCCUCAGACUCGCAAGAAUCGUCGCUGAAGCUACCAACUUCGGCCGAGUCCGUAGCUCGAGUUGAAGAGGAGGACCGCAGCGUCAGCGAACCUCUUAAAGAUGCUGGGAGCAAGGCGAAUGGCACGCCGACGGUGCCCUACGUUUUCUGGGACGCUGCUAGCCUGCUCGCCCUGACACGAAAACACAACAUGACGAUUGCGCAGAUUGUAUGGGAGAAUGAAGUGUCUCUUGGAUACUCGCCGGAUCAGCUCCGAGAGAAGCUCUUGUGAGUUUCUUUCGCUUAAUCGGAAUGCCCCCCACGCUGCGAAUGUUAAAAUGAGCGCUUUGAUUGACUGACUAGAUCGACCAAUCGUUCCUGACUGGCUAACCGUCUGACUGACCCAAUCGACCCCCCCGCACUCCUGCACCUUUAGGCACAUUUGGGACACGAUGGACACUUGCAUCUACGAAGGCGUGCAUUCCAGCGAAGAGACUCUUCCCGGAGCUUUGAAGCUGCGCAGGCGAGCGCCCGCAUUGUACGCUCGAUUGACGCGGGGCUUUUUUUCGGGGUCGAACGGUGCUGUGGGGGCGUCGAAGCCAAAGGGCGUGGCCCUUCUGGACGAGAGAGUGUCAGUCAAAGGCGGAGGAGAAUCAGACGCUGCUCGGCCAAGCGAUCUUCCAGCUCUCUCAGAAUGGUCCGUCGUAGGCAGCGGCAGCGGCAGCGGCAAUCUGCGGCGCCGCGCACGCUCUUCCGGUCCACCUCGUGUGGUCGGUAGGAUGGAUCAUCCUCUCUUGCCAACACCGCCUCGACGACUCUCGCUACCGGGAACGGAUUUCUUGAGCUGUUAUGCGAUUGCAGUCAAUGAGGUCAACGCAUCUGGCGGUCGGGUGGUUGUGGCGCCCACCAUGGGAGCAGCAGGCGUCAUACCUGCCGUGCUCAAGUAUACGCUGGAAUUCUACUCUGAAGAUGAGGAGAGGGACGUGCUCACUUUUCUGCUCACUGCAGGAGCUAUCGGAAUGUUGUUCAAACGUGGCGCCACUAUAAGCGCUGCGGAGGGUGGAUGCAUGGCAGAGGUGGGAUCUAGUACCGCUAUGGCUGCUGCUGCUUUUGCUGCUUGUAUGGGUGGCAGUCCAGCGACCAUCGAGCAAGCGGCAGAGAUUGGUAUUGUGAGUGAUGGUCGAGGGAGCAGCAGGCAGCUACAAGCCCGACUCCCAGCACAACCUGGGCUCGCGAAGCGUAGAUGGGCUGAUCGUCAUGCAUCCUUUCUCGACAGGAACACUCUAUCGGCUUGUCGUGCGAUCCGCCGCUAGGUCUGGUUCAAGUACCCUGCAUCGAGCGCAACGCUUUGGGCGCUGCCAAGGCAGUGGUGAGCGCUCAGCUGGCUUUAUCAGAGACUAGCGAGAGUGGACAUGCGGUCAGCUUGGACGAAGCUUUGGCUGCUAUGAGAUCCACGGCGCAGGGUAUGAGGAGCGAAUUUAAGGAGACUUCUCUGGGCGGAUUGGCCACUGCUGUUCGUAUACCCGUAUCUGUACCUGCUUGUUGA
Molecule: messenger RNA, 2424 nt
Organism: Ceraceosorus bombacis
Lineage: Eukaryota; Fungi; Basidiomycota; Exobasidiomycetes; Ceraceosorales; Ceraceosoraceae
Source: the annotation of a GenBank genome assembly